Molecule: messenger RNA, 12195 nt
Organism: Venturia canescens
Lineage: Eukaryota; Metazoa; Arthropoda; Insecta; Hymenoptera; Ichneumonidae
Gene: Nipped-B
Product: Nipped-B cohesin loading factor
Exons: 4
Coding region: 1341-8342 (2333 amino acids)
Biological process (GO): regulation of gene expression; establishment of protein localization to chromatin; establishment of mitotic sister chromatid cohesion
Cellular component (GO): Scc2-Scc4 cohesin loading complex
Molecular function (GO): chromatin binding
Source: RefSeq, a predicted model, not a curated record
AUCAAAAUGGACGCCUUUGUGUCUGUUUUCCUCGUAUUCACACUAUAAAUAUCGAGAUCUGUCCCUGUGAACGAGAUUAGCAAAUGGCGCACUCUGUGUUUACACGUAUAGUGAAAAAAAAAUAUGAGAUACGUUGAGUAAGAGAGGUUGCGAGGCGUCGUUGCGUUUUCGUCGAAUGAUAAAAGCGUAGUGGGUGAUUAUUAAACGCUUUCAAAACCAAGUAGGCCACAGCAGCCACGGAUUGACAAUUGAGUUGGAUAUCGGUGACCCGAGAGAGAGAAAGAGAGGGAGGGAGCAAGAGCGAUUGAGUGAGUGAGAGAGAGCGACACGGAAAAACUUUUUUCGUGCUCUUUUUACUUCUUUUCCCCCCUUGACGAAAACAAAAAGCCUCUCUCGUAUUUCGAACGUCGGAGAAGGGAUUCGUCUACGAUAUUGAGGACUUGACAAUUUCAUUGUACGCGAAUUCUACACUAUUUACUCCCGCCAAAAUUGCACCCGCACCCCUGCAUUCCACGGAAUAAAAACACGAAAAACCUCAAAAAGAGGCCAAAAAGAAGGAUAAAACACCGAUCUACCGUUCACGAGCUAAGACUCUGCUAGAAAAUUUGAAUUGGAAAUCCAAAAAAAAAAACCAGAAUCGCAACUUUUGUAGAAAAAUUCCAUUUCAUUUUGGACCAUGCACAAAUAGGUGACAAUUGGAGUCUUCAACAAGUUACAUGCGAUAGUUUGAAGUUCUAAUGGCUCUAUGUUUUUAUCGAAAUAUCAAUUUUUGAAGCAACUUCCAAUAUGCGCUGCAGAGAGCAAUUGGUGAAAGAGACUCGUUGAGACAAAAUCAUGGAUCGACUAUUACAGGAUCCGAGAGCAUCGUCAAAAUUUGGCUGAGAGAACUACAAGCAACAUGGGAACCUGAAAAAGACUUUGUCGAUUAGACAGAAAGAGCUCGGAUCGUUAGUGUUAAGAUCAUAGUGUGUUUUGAAAGGACAGAAUCGGUGUGCGGUCGAAAAGAGCGAGGGGUCAGUGUUCGAUUGACUAUUGGCAAACGAGUUUUUCAGGAAGAGGGAAUCGGUAGAUGAAGGAAGGGUCGAGAGUGUGCGUAGUCGGUUGAUCUGUGAGGAAGAGACGAGAGAAGGGAGAAAAUGCUUAAUUUUCAUAGCGCGGAGGGAACAUUGGUGAUCGUAAAGUGUUAUGCUUUGGCAAAGGAUCACCGAGUGUUCUGAGAAAUAAAUAAAUUUCUCUCGUCGUUUGAUCGCCAAGAGGGAAAGAAGGUUCGAGAGUCUGUGCGAAUAAAUUAGAGAAUCAAAGAUCUCGCAACGGAAAAAAAACUUGAUGUCCGGGCUGUAAUGCCAGAACAAAUAAAGUUCAAAAUGAACGGCGUAAUACCGAGUGUACCGAUAACAACCCUGGCGGGUAUAGCUAGUCUGACGGAUUUGUUGCCGGAGAUGCCGUUACCGACGCCCCUGCCACAGACGUUGACGAACAAAUCGUUGCUCUUUCAUCCUCGUGUAGCGGAAGAGGCGCAGAUAUUAUUGAGCGUCAGGGACGAGAAUUUGGUGCCUCAACUGAUAACUUCGUUAUCGCAAACGUCCUCGGAUCAUAUAGAGCUGAAGGAUCAUUACGCGAACGUCGAUCAGCCGCUGGAGAGUGAGCAGAAUACGCCGGAGUUGUUGAAGGCGAUAUUGCAAAUAAAUCCGGAUGUGUUUAAAGGUCCGCAGUACAGUUCGCCGAGAAAUUGGUCGUCGCAGCAGGGUGGUACGCCAUUGAUACACGCGAAUCAAUCGCCCGCGAAUUACGGCCGUUUUUCACCCUCGUAUUCGAGUUCGUCCGGUUCGAGGCAAACGCCGCAGGGAUCCCCGGCGCAUCCGGCUGCGGCAAGGACCGUUUUACCGCCGCCUUCCUCCCAGCAAAGUGGAAUAUCGCACCCGCAACAUCUGAGGAUGCCGGUUACGCCGCAAAAUCACGCCGAUUUGUCGCAGAUGUCGCCCUUCGCUGUGCCUUCGCCGUCCCCCCGAGCGACAGUUAUUACCGAACAGACGAGAACCUCGACGACCCCCCAGCACAUGCAAGACGAUGUUAAUUGCAUAAGCCAAACGUUGACGGGCAUGAAUACACAAACGAACAUGUAUUCACCGGCCCACAUGGGAUCGCCGAGCACGCCGGUCAUGCCGAUCGGAAACGUGACGCCCCAACAUCACGGUAUCGCGGCUACGAUAACACCACAGCAGACGAUGCUCGUUACAUCGCCCAUGCACAGUGGAAUGUCGAUUCAACAAUCUCCGAUGCAACAAAAUCCGCCUAUUCAACAGCAUCAUCAACAACCACAGCAAAUCCAGCAUCACCAUCAUCAGCAGCAACAGCAACAGCAACAACCCCAGCAGCAGCAGCAGCAGCAGCAGCAACAACACCUUCUUCAACAACAUCAGAGCCAACCGAGCAUCAAUCAAAUUCAGCCGAAUAUUUACGAGCCUAUGAUGAAUCAGCAGCUCCAUCAUCCUCUGGUUAACAACGACCAAUCCAUGGAAAUCGAUAACGUCGUAGCUCACAAUCAACAAUUUCUUCUCGAUCCUAGCGGCGGUCUAUCGGAAAUUGAUUUGCCAAUCGUCGACAUGGCCGCGAAGCAAAUGCCGAUGCCGAUGGUUCCGGGUAACCUGAUGAACCCGGUAAUUCAGCAACAGCCGCCCUUGUCCGCUUACGGGAAUUUAAGUGCCGAAGAUAUGCUCGGCAACAUGGGAGCUGGAGCGAUGCCGAUCGACGCGAUGAACCAGCACUAUCAGCACCAGCAGCAACAACAGCAACAACAGCAACAGCAGAACAACAAUGCAGCGAGAGAGAUUAAAUUGUCCUCGAUAGGACCGCAAAACGAAUCGAAAUUAAAGGAACCGGUUGUGAUGCUGAAAAGGCUUUCGUUGGCCGAUCAGGCUUUAAUGCAAAAGUCGCUGAGCGCAUUCGCCGAGAAGUCACCGACCCGGGCGGCGAAAAUGGGCCUCAUGAAUACCUCGAAGAGUGAUUCGGAGAGCGACGAAGAAGUCGGAGAAAACAACAAAUAUUUCAAGGCACGAGCGAAGGAACGACAAGUGCAACGGGAAAAAGAUCGAGCCGAGAGGAAAAACAAAAACGAGGAGAAAACGAGACGGAGACGGAGGAUGAUCGAUGACGAGGACGACGAGGAUGACCAGACGAACGACGAAGGCAAAAAAGAAAGCUCCCUCUCGCCCGUUAAACCGAAGAUACGAAAAAUUGAGAAAAAACUGGUGCCCGUACUGGCCAAAUUGAGCGUCGACGAACUCAUGGAGACCAAUACCUAUCAGCGUUUCAACACGACGAUCGAAACGAUAUUCGACAACACCGAGGACGCUGGCAACUUCGGAGAGAUCGACGAAGACGGUGACGUACCAGCUGAAAUGUUGAUACCGAAGUAUCAACUCCAAGAUUUGUGCACCGAAGCCGCGAAAUUGAAGGCGCUCGGUGCCAUGGAGUCCAUACCCUCCGAUCGCUUGGUCAGGCUGCUGAAUAUACUCGAAAAAAAUAUACGAGACGGCGCUCGGGUCUCACCGCUGGCCGAUCCCGACGACGACGUCGACGAGAGUCGUUUGUGGAUGCAGUUGGCGAUGGAACGCGUCCAGAGGGCGGUCGACGCUUCUCUAAUCGCUCUCAACAUAAUGACCUCGCAAAACAUGCCGAAAACCGUUUACCUCGAGGACGUUAUCGAUCGCGUUGUCCUCUUCAUGAAGUUUCAAUUACAAAACACAAUUUAUCCAUCCUUCGAUCCCGUUUAUCGAAUAGACUCGAAGAAUAAGACUGAAAAUUAUAAUUCUAGCGGUCGUAAGAAAAGGGGACACAUGAAGGAGGUCAGGGAAAAGAGCAUACUCCAAGUUUACAACAAAAUGCGAGAGCUCGUGGCUCUUCUCGCGGAAUUGUUGAACAUUCAGGUACUGACGGACACGAUUGUGCUUCACGCCUCGACCCUCGGAGUCGCGCCUUUCUUCGUCGAAGGCGUAAGCGACUUGCAGCUGAGCGCCCUCAAACUGGUCACCGUUAUUUUCACCAAGUACGAGAAACACCGACGGUUAUUGCUCGAUGAUAUUCUCACCUCGAUAGCUCGAUUGCCCAGCAGUAAGCGGAGCUUGCGAACUUACAGGCUCAGCUCGGAAGACCACAUACAAAUGUUGACCGCGCUCGUGCUACAAUUGAUACAGUGCGUCGUAACUCUGCCCGAAAAUAUCGGAAGGAACGACAAAACCUCGCGGAGCGCGACCGGCGACGAGGAUAAAAAACCAGAGGACAAAAAAUCCAUGGCGAUGGACGGCGACGUUUUUAUAAUCAACAAAUACGAAACAGCGACGAGAAUAGCCGCUAAUUUUUUGAACGUUUUUCUCAGCAAAUGCGGGAGCAAAGGCGAAGACAUCGAUUAUCGACCGCUCUUCGAGAACUUUGUUCAAGAUUUACUCGCCACGGUGAACAAACCCGAGUGGCCGGCGGCCGAGUUGCUCCUCAGUCUUCUCGGGACGUUGCUCGUCGGACACUUUUCGAACAAGAGCUCGGACAUGUCCCUCCGAGUGGCCUCGAUAGAUUACCUCGGAGUCGUAGCGGCCAGGCUGCGCAAAGACGCUGUCAAUUCCCAAUGCAAGCUCUCGACGAUCGAUCAAAUAAUUCGUGACAUAAAAGCCGAGCAGCAGAAGGAUACGGACUACGAGCAUCUCAAAGAUCCGGAGAUCUCGGGAUUGAGCGAGGACGAGGAAAGGACGAUGUUUCUCCAACGCGUCUUGCUCGAUUACCUCGCCGUUAACGGGACGAAAGACACGGCUCUCGGCUACGCGAGACACUUUUAUCUGGCUCAAUGGUACAGAGAUUGCGCCGUAGAAAAAACGAGAGUCGGACAAGCGAAAAUAGCGACAACGCCUUCGAAAAAGCAGCACAAAAAACGGCCGGUGAAAAAGAAAAAUAGUCGGCACAUGGAGAGCGAUCAGGAGAGCGAGAGCGACGUCGAAGAAAUCGAUCCGGAUGAAAACGACAAUAACGAGCAAAAGAAUUCCGAGGCCUAUCGGAUCAUCGAGGAAAAGAAGAAAUUCAUUUUGAAGCGCAUACGUCCAUCGAGUUCAGCGACGAAACCCGACGUUUUGCAAACUUACAUAGACUAUAAUUCGGCCGAAUUGAUUUCACAAUAUUUAGCCUCGACCCGGCCGUUCUCUCAGAGCUUCGACAAAUAUCUCAAACAGAUAUUACACGUGUUGACGGAAUCGUCGAUAGCGAUACGAACGAAAGCGAUGAAGUGUCUGACGAUGAUAGUCGAGGCGGAUUCCAGCGUUUUGGCUCGUUUCGAUAUGCAGAUGGGAGUGAAACACUCGUUUCUCGAUCAUUCGACCUCGGUCCGCGAAGCGGCGGUCGAUCUCGUCGGUAAAUUCGUCCUCAGUCGGCCCGAGCUAAUUGACAAGUAUUACGACAUGCUCUCAGCGAGAAUAUUGGACACGGGUGUGAGCGUGAGGAAACGAGUUAUUAAAAUACUCAAAGACAUUUGCAUGGAGUGUCCGGACUUUCCGAAGAUUCCUGAGAUAUGCGUGAAGAUGAUAAGACGCGUUAACGACGAGGAGGGUAUAAGGAAACUGGUGAUGGAAGUUUUUCAAAACAUGUGGUUCACCCCGGUGAGAGAACGUCCGAGCAUCGACUCGAGCGCGUUGUUACGAAAAGUAAUGAACAUCACGGACGUCGUCGCGGCUAGUAAAGACAUGGGACUCGAGUGGUUCGAACAGCUGCUGGUUAGUCUGUUCAAGCCGAAAGAGGACAAGGACGACAGCACAAAGAUGCUCACCGAGCCACCGAAAGCGCUCUUAACCGCUUGCAAGCAAAUAGUCGAUUGUUUGAUCGAGAACGUUUUGCGUCUGGACGAGACGAAUUUGGAGGACGAGGGAAAGUCAGAGAAAAAGGGAUCCUCCCAGAGGCUCGUUGCCUGUCUAACGACCCUUCACUUAUUCGCCAAAAUAAGGCCGCAGCUAUUGGUAAAUCACGCAAUAACGUUGCAGCCUUAUCUCAGCUUGAAGUGUCAAACUCAGGGGGAUUAUCAGAUAAUAAGCAGCGUCGCCCACACCCUCGAGCUCGUCGUACCGCUGAUGGAACAUCCGAGCGAGACUUUCCUCGCCCAGCUAGAAGAGGACUCGAUAAAACUGAUCCUCCAGCACGAUCGUUCGGUCGUCGCCUCUUGUCUCUCCUGUCUCGGCUCGAUCGUCAACAACGUAACGAGGAAUUUCAAACUCAUACGCGAUUGUUUCAACAAAUACAACGGGCAUUUGGACAAGUACAAAUCCCUCUACGAGAACGAUCCGACGAAUCCAAACUUGACGAAAUAUCGACCCUUCUUCAGAAGAGCCCUUUUCACCGUUGGCCUUUUAUUGCGACACUUCAACUUCACCGAUCCCGAAGUUAUCGAGGGAUUGGAUCCGAACAUCAAGGACAAAGUGUUCGAGACUCUGAGCUACUUCUUGAAUCAGGACAACGAUGACAUUCGACAGUACACGCUCUCGGCCAUCGGCUCGUUGUGCAUCAGGCAUUACGAGUUCAUGAUGCAGCCCGAGCUCAAGGAACUUUAUCAUUAUCUUCUUACCUCGGACCACGCUUUGGUGCACAUGAGAAUACAAGUGCUCAAUAAUAUUGAAAUAUAUUUGCAGGAAGAGGAGAAAAGGAUGAUAAAGCAGGAUCUCGAGUGGGCGAAACUCUCGAAGCAGGAGAAUCUCAAGGAGAUGGGUGACGUUUCAUCCGGAAUGGCGAGCACGGUUAUUCAAUUGUAUCUCAAGGAGAUUCUCGAAUCUUUCAUCCACAGUACGGUCGCGGUACGCCACGCCGCCCUCAAAGUAAUCCAGCUCAUUCUGGCGCAGGGUCUCGUCCACCCGGUUCAAAUCGUACCCUAUCUCGUGUGCAUGAGCACCGACUGUGAGAAAAUAGUGAGUCACAGCGCGGACAAACAGCUCCAGGACAUCGAGAAGAAAUAUCCUGGUUUCAUACACAUGAAAUCCCAGUUCGGCAUCAAACUUUCUUACCGUUUGCAAAAGAUAUUGCAGCACGAGGUCGCGGUAAGGGGUAUGAGGAUCAAAGAGGGCGAAUUUCCUGGCGCUCUCAAUGGUUUUCUCUACACGAUAUUGCGCAACACGAAACAACAGAGGCGAGCUAUUGUUCUCUCGUUUUUGAAGCAGUUCGACGAAUCGGCCAAAACGAGCCUGUCCCAGAUGCUCUAUCUCGCCGACAACCUCGCCUACUUCACAUAUCAGGUUCAGGACGAGCCUCUCUUUAUAAUUCAUCACAUUGAUAUUAUAAUAUCGGUUUCGGGGACGAAUCUUUUGCAGUCUUUCAAGGAAGCUCUCUUACCGAAGGAGGGUUCAGGGCCGGUAACAAACGCCGAUAAUCAGCAUACGAGCAACAUGAUUAUCGAUCAACCGCCUGUCGAGAACCAAACGAAUAAUCCGAUCGCGGUGCCCCAGCUCUACGCUCCCGACGGCCAGUCCCGUCCCAUUCCACUUUCGAGCCUCGACGACGAGGAGGACGACGAGGAAGACGACGAGACGAUACUGGCGAGGUUACCUUCGAGCACGACCCUACUCAGACAAUAUUUGACAGCGAGCCAGGGCUUCAUGCUUUUACUAACGUUGCGACAACACCUGAAGGAUCUGUACGGUUUUUCGGACGCUAAGAUAAGCCAAUAUUCUCCCUCGGAAGCAGCCAAAGUUUACGAGAAAGCGGUAAACCGUAAGAACAAUCUUCUCUUCAAGCCAAAAGCAACUUUGCAAAAACUCCACGAGGACAUCGACAUCGGGCUCGAGCUCGACGACGUCGGCAGGAGAAAACUCGUCAAAGAUUAUCUCGACUUCAAACAACUCAUGCUCAAAUUCGAUCCCGAAGAACCGGACGAAGACGCCGUCGCAGCAGCCGCGGCCGCUACCGCCGCCGCGACUGCUGCACCGUCCGACCCCGAUCUCAACAAACAAACGACGAGCGAUCUCAACCCGAGGAUACCGAAUCCCGAGAUCGUUAAAUUACCCGAUAACAACAUGGUCAGCCCUCAACAGUAUCCUCAAUCACACAACGUCAAUUCCUCGAUCGAACAUCCCAAUCAUUCUGUCAAUAUGCUCUCAACCAACAUUACCAGUCCCUCGAAUCCUGUAAUGCAAAUGACGAGUACGAUGCCCGGCACUCCGAGAGUACCGAAAUUAACGAUACACACCAAUCCGGAUAGCCAUCGGAAACACCGCUCGACUCACAAAACGGAAAAAACGAAGAAACACAAGAAGAAGAAGAGAAGAAGAAUAUCCGACAGUAGUGAUAGCGGCGACGACUGCAGUGACCCUGAUUUCAUGGUGUAAGUGCUUCUGCCGCUCAUCAAACACACACACACACGCCCCCGUGUAAAUAUAAGCAUACGAGUGAGGUUAGGAGUGAUUUUUUUUUCUAAAAAAUAGAGAGUAGAUGGGAAAAGCGAGUGCAAGUGAAAGUGAAGAAAAAAAACAGCGAUUCGUUUGUCAGUGUCGAUCCCAGUGCGGGGCGCUUUGGACCCGAAAUAUAGAGACGCGACGAGUGUACAGAUUACUACGAAAAAUUGGUGUGACACGAAGCAUCGAUAAUCGCGCCCGAGAGUCGAACGAAAGAACUUUGCGAAUACCGAUUUAUCGCGUUACCAUUUUUUUUUUUCUAUUUUCUUCUUUCCAGCGCAGAGGCAAUAGCUGCCAGAUAAGUGUGCUCGGAUAGAGAGGGUUUGGGAGAGCUUACAAACGAAUAAAAAAACAGUAGAACGAAGAAGAAACGAAUACUAUUUGUAAGUUCGUAUAUUCGAAGGGAGACGUGGUUCGAUUAAUCUUAUUCUAUAAAACAAAUAUGAAUAAAGAAUUCAUCGGUUUAUAGAAAUUCCACUCGGCUGGAGAAGGAACUUGGUUUACCCAUGACUUUUUUAUCUAAUUUUUUUUUUUUUUUUUCAAUAUAUACACACAUUUUUUAAUAUCUUGAUAGUACUUUAUUUAUAAAAGAAGUUUAAAAAAAUUUUCCUUAAAUUAUCGAUUCAGCGGCUCUAACGUUCACUUUUGCUUCGAUCAAUCGAUUAUUCGGACUCUGUUUUCUUGUUUAUUGUAGAAAGGUACUUUGUCGCAUUGAAAAACCAAGUUCCCGCGACACUCGAGAGGCCAAGUACAACUGCGCGCAGCAUCAUACGUGCUCGUGCUCAAAAAAUAUUUUCAACUGUGAGAAAAGUACGAGAAAAUAUAAAUAAACGAAGAAAUGCGAAACAAAAUUUUAAAAAUUGAGAGAAACAACACGCCAAGUGUGAAAAUGACAACAAAAUAUGACAUAAAUCAUCUGUAAAUAAUAUUACUCGAUAGUAACAUUUCUACAAUGUUUAUGUUCAAGUUUUUUGUCCUUUUUUUGGUUCUUCUCCAAAGAUCAUCAUCUCGCCGUGAAAUACGAUAAGGAGAUAAUAUAAAAAAUCAUACACACACACACACACACACGGACACACAAAGCUUUUUGUAGCUUGUAGAAAGAAAGGAAAAUAAUAAUCCAGCAAAAAAUAAGGAAACGUUUGCAGUUUUUGUUUCGACUGUGUUCAAAGAUUCGUGACAACAACCGGGGGCUCCGGAAGGAGACGACGAGACGCGAGAGGAACUAACGAGAAAUGAAUUUUAGUCUAUGUCGAAGUUCCCUUUUCGACAUUCUUGUAUAAAUGAAAUGUAACGAAAAAAAACAAACAAAGUACUCGUGGGUAGGACGAGACAAAAAAGAAACAAAGAAAAGUAGUUUGUAACAUGUGUACAUAUGAAAAGGAAUUAGAAACAAAAAAAUGAAAGGAGAUUAACAAAAUUUCAAGUACGUUAUUUUCUUACAAACUAUAGAGCGGUGACACUAUGAAAAAAAAAAAGAAAAUAUUACAAUUUUUAUUUUCGUCGGAUCAUGUAUUUAUCCAAAUUCUCUAAUGUCCCAAUAUAGUUUGACUCUUUGUUUUUUUUUUCUCUUAAACAAUUCUUUUUCCUUCACUUCCAAAUCAUGAUCUUUUUCGUGUGUUCAAUACACGAAAAAAAUUAUUAUUUGCCUGAAAAAAAAUGUGUGUGUGCCCUGUACGUGAAUGCGCAAAAGACUUUUCGUUUGUUUUCCUAUUUUUGGUAGAAUCAUUAUCGCUGAAGUAAACGUUUUUGCCCAGACUAUUUCAACUCCGUGUAACUCUCAGUCCGAACCAGUCCGAGCAACUUACCAAACCAACGAGCCGCGAGUAUGAGUUGUCGCUUUUGGAAUAAAGAAAAAAAAAUAAAAAAAUUAAUGUCUCUGGAAAUGUGAGAAAAUUAUUUCUGGCUUUAUUCGCAAUUCAAUUAUUCGUAAUCCUGGCUUUAAAAAUUUGUGUACGCGCCUUCAUGCAUAUGCAUAAAUUUUUUUGCUCCACGACGUAUCGUUGCGUCUCUUAAUUGGAGCAAUUGCGCUCGAGCGAAUACGAUUAAUUAACUGCAUAUUAAUUAUACGAGCUCAACGCGUGCCGACGCAUAAUUCACCCCUUAAAAAUCUCGCGAGAACAACUUCGAAGAAAAAAUCUCUUCCUCUCUUGAUUUCAACACAAACGCAUAGCAAACAAGUUAUUUCAAGAGCUCAGCGAAUACUUUGCACCGAUACUCAAAAACUCUGUAACUCUAAAAAUCUCUGAUGCAACGGAGACUAUAUACAAAUUCCCUGCUGCGUCAGAGAUUCCAAAAAAGCUUAACGAGCCAUUUCUAGUUAAUGAGAAUCUCCCGAAGCGAUGUUCACUUUGCGAAUUCCCAGAUUUUCAACUCUGCUCUCUCCCCCUCUCUGUCUCUCUCUCUCUCUCUCUCUUUCUCUCUCCUCUCGGUGAACAUUUUUCCUCCAACAGUUUAAAAUUGCCAGAGAAAAAUGAAAAUAUUUAUAUUAUAUUAAUCAGACAUUUGAUUGCAUGUUUGUUUUUCUUCGUUGGUAAUAUAUAAUUAUUCAAAUUCGUUUGUUUUCGUCGUAGACAACAAAUUUCGUUCCUUCGAUUGGGACAACAAUGUUAAAAAAAACAAGCAAAGUUCAAUUAAUUGAAGGAAAGGAGGGCUAAUAACAGCAACAACAAAAAACAAAAAUCUCAACAUCCUGCUCUGUGCUCACGAAGGGAUAAAAAAUGAGAAAUCUUUUGUAUAAAUUGUAACGUGUAAAUAUUUCAAAGCUGAGAGAAUAAGAGCUGAAACAAGCUAUUGAAAAAAUUGAGCAAAAAAAAAGAAAAACAAAAAUAGGAAAAAGUAAUUUCUUGACGCCGUAUAUCCGGAGUACGACGGUUCGAGAACCGAAUCGAAGGGGCGUGCGCGCAUCCCUCUUCAUUAUUUUUUCCUUUUUUUUUUCUCUCUUUACUUUACACAUUUUAAGGUUUAUUUGCAAUCGACUUAUAGGAGAUAUAUAUAUUAUACAUGUAUAUAUACAAAUAUAUAUACACAUAAUAUUGGAUAUAUAUAUGUAUAUUUACAUAUAUACAGUAAAUUCUAAAUAAAUAUAUUUCUACGUAUUAAUUGAUAAUAAAAAGUAAGAAGUUUAUUCGUAUAAAUAAUUUGGAUAAGAGGUGCUCUUGUAUCGUGGCUUCGUAGAAAACCACGAACGUUCUUUUUAACGGUGAUUCCUACGUGGCACGAUAAGAAAUAAAAAAAAAUAAAAAUAAAAAUAACAAAAAAAAACAAACAAACAAAAGUCGCACGCUUGUAUGAUAAAUAAACGAAGUAACGAGAAAUAAAACGAAAAAAAAUAAAUAAAAAUAAACACUACUGUAAUAGCGUAUGUUUUUUGUAUUUGAUAUAACGAGGGGGAAGAAAAAAAAUGAAAGAAAUAUCGGUUUGAGAGUUAUGAAAUAAUAAAAGAUAAACAACAACAACAACAACAACAACAAAGAUGGUCAGGUGGAUUAAUAGAAAGUAUAUUAUAUAUUUGAGUAAAGCUGUCAAGUGUUAAUGUUAUCCAUAACGCGAUUCAAUUUGUGUGUAGCCGUGUAACUAAAGCGAGAAAAGAAAAAAAAGCAAAGAAAUAAGAAUGUUUGUAAAGCUAGACAAGGAUGAAAGGGCCUUUUCUGGAUAAGACUUGACGCUCGUUUACUCAUAACUUAUUAUGUACAUCGUGGAAAGAUUUAAACAAAAAAUAAUAAUGAAAUAAGAAAGAAACACGGUACGUUCGUAAAGAAAAAUAAAUAUAAGUAUAUAUCAAUUGUAA